This is a messenger RNA of Mauremys reevesii (Reeves's turtle), 2395 nucleotides long. RefSeq names its product inka box actin regulator 2 (gene INKA2). Gene Ontology annotation, molecular function: protein kinase binding; protein serine/threonine kinase inhibitor activity. The transcript is spliced from 2 exons. Gene Ontology annotation, cellular component: nucleus. The coding region runs from base 304 to 1458 and encodes 384 amino acids. Lineage: Eukaryota; Metazoa; Chordata; Testudines; Geoemydidae. The record is from RefSeq and is a predicted model, not a curated record.
GAGGUGCAGCCCGGGGCUUCCCGGGCAGAGGGUGCAGGCGCGCGAGCCCGGGCUCGCUGAAGUGCGCUGAGCGGCAGGGCGAGGAGGAUUCUCUUCCACGCGAGCUUUUGCCUUUGCAAACUCCCCCAGCGCGUGUGCUCGAGAAAGGAGCCCGGGCUGGGUUUGCUUUUCCCCCCGCGAGAGGGAGAAACUUUGAACCGUAGGAAGGUUGCACUGAAAAUGCUGGCGUGGACGGGCGUGUGAAGGGAAGCCUCCCGGCCCCCCCGGGGCUGCGUGGGAAUAAGAAAGCCUUUUGUGAGCUGCAUGGUGCCGGGGAAGCUGCUGCUGCGCCUCUGGCUUGUUGAGGUGUCCACAAGCGGACUUGAACGUGGGAGGAUGGAGAAGAAAAACAUGGAUCAUUACCUGCGCCGCCUGAAGCAGGAGCUGUUAUCCAUGAAGGAGGUUGGAGACGGGCUGCAUGAACAGAUGAAUUGCAUGAUGGGUGCCCUGCAAGAGUUGAAACUCCUCCAGGUCCAGACAGCUUUGGAGCAGUUGGAGAUUUCAGAGACUCGAAACAAGGUUUCAGGCAUUGGCCAGCACCAGUGCUGUCGAAAUGGCAGAGAGGUGCCCAGAGCCAGCAGGCAGAAUGAGAGGUUGCUGGGAAGGAGAUCUUUGGAGGAGUGCAGCCCCAUGGCGUUUGCACACUCCACCCAGGUGCCACAAUCUGCCAGCCUGUUUGGCCCUGUGACUUUACCAGACAGUAGCCACCACAGACACGUGGCUUAUAGCAAAGACUGUUAUCCUACUAGCAGACCUUCUUCAGCUCUGACCACAGCAGAGUACUGCCCGCCAAGGAAAUUUGAGUCAGCCAGUUUGGGCACAACUGGGAACCAGUUUCAUAGAGACACAGCCAGCAUCCCUCAGACUUUGGCUGGGAGUAGAUUGGGAUGCAGAGAAUGCCAGGCUUCUGAUGAGGCCAACGACUGGACUUCCUCACUAAUGUCUCAGAGCAGGAACCGGCAGCCUCUGGUCUUAGGGGAUAAUAUCUUUGCAGAUUUGGUUGGGAACUGGUUGGAUCUGCCAGAACUGGAUAAAAAGGGGGAGAAAAAUGAGACUUCCCUGUCCAUCAGCAGGUCUCAGGAGUUCUACAGGAAGUUUUCCCUCACGGCCAACAUCUUCAAAAAGUUCUUGAGGAGCGUACGGCCAGACCGAGAUAGGCUCCUCAAGGAAAAACCAUGUUGGCUCCCGGCGGAAGACAGAGAGACUGAAAUUUCAAAGAGAUCCAAAAAGGUGAGCAAGCAGAAGGGAACAUUUUACUUCGCCCUCCAUGGGAACCUACAGAAUGCUCACAGCAAAAUGGAGAGGUGCCCAAAGGCAGAAGCUAGUAAUGACAAAUCCAAGAAUUAUGCCAAGAAGGUCCAUGGCACCACAGACCACACCCAGUCAGGCUUUGAUAUGAAUACAGCCGUAUGGGUCUAAGUUCCUAUAAGCGUCUCCUUUGCCAAAUGGUUCUGCUUCACGCUAGAGAUGAGCUGGAGCACAUACAUGCCUGUACGUGAUAUACCCCAAAGGCCUGCCCCACACUGGGGUGGGGGAAACAGCAUAUCCUGUAGUGUAGAGCAUGCUGUGGGAAGCAGCCCCACGAGCCCAGCUUUUAAGAGACCUACAUCUCCUGGGGAAGGACGUCCAACCAGCAGCUGAAUCAGGACUGUGUGCAGAAGCUUUCCAGAGCUGGUGCUUGGGAGAAUGACCAGAUUUCCUGACAGCGUCCAGGGCAGGUAGCACCAUGGAUAGCCGCCCCUUACCUGUGUGUGAGCCUCUCUGAUCAUAGGGACUUCAUGUUUGCCAAUCCAUUCAGUUCAUCUCUGGUUAAGAUAGCUACGGUACAUAAAAUGCAUUGUGUGUGUGUGUGUGUGUGUGAUGUAUAUAUCUUUAAAUCAGCUCUCCCUUGUGUGCACUUAAUACUGGAUUGUAAACCAGGCAACUCGAAAGUUGCUCUCAGAGCACUUGAUAUUUAAAUUAAAAAAGUAAGGUAUGAAUUUAUAAGAGACUGCAGUACUUGAACAGUCGCUGAAUGCAGAUGUUGUGUGCUCACGUUGCAUUUCAGCUUUUCUUUUUGUAAAGCAUUAUCUCCAGUGUGCUCUUUGCCUGUCCUCUCCUGCAUCAGUUAAACGAGUAGUAUAAGUAACAGGUCCAUACAUGGAAUUUUCUGAUGUCCAGAAAUUCUUCACCAGUUGAGCGUUACCCUUCAUGGCCUUAAACCCAGAUGCCGCACUGAGAUAUGAAGUUGCAACAGACUUUGUGUUGGGUUGUUGGGGUUCUUUGUUUGUUUGUUUUAUUUGUUGUUAUGUACAGAUUUAGUCUUGAGAAAACAAACCAGAGUUAUUCAGUGUUCCACUCUCCAAGAAUUACUAAU